AAAGAAACUAACAUGUGUAGGUCUUUAGGAAGAAUACAAAUGUCAAAUGAAGCAAGAGAUGAAAGGGAGAAAGAAAAGAAAACACAGAGAAAACAUAGUACCAGAUAAACUAUAGAGAGAAAGAAAUUAUUUAUUUAUUGAAGGAGGCGAAUCUCCACGAUCCUUUCCUGCUCGCCAUACAAUCCACACUACCUCUUCUGAAUUCUCCUCAUUCAAAUGAUCCAUUUCGGAAGCUACUGAUCGAUUCCACAACUGCGGCGGAGUAUGUCGGCGGAGCGUUUGAAGCAGAUCGAGAUUCGUAGCUCCGGAGCUAUGGCGUCCCAACCUUCAGGCUCGACGAGCAGCGGCAGCAAUCGAGACGACUCGAUGAACAAAGCGGUAGCUCAGUACCCGGUGGACGCUAGGCUGCACGCGGCGUUUGAGCAGUCAGGUGAGUCAUUUGAUUACUAUUCAUCCGUAAAGACCGCAAACGAUGUAGUCCUGCCGGAUGAGGAGAUCGUCGCCUAUCUCUCGAAUAUUCAGAGGGGCGGUUAUAUACAGUCGUUUGGAUGUGUGAUUGCGGUGGAGGAUGAGGCGGGGUAUGGAGUCAUCGCUUACAGCGAGAAUGCACGCCAGCUGCUCGGUAAAAUGCCCCACAAUCUUGAGCAGCUCGAGUUUUGGACAGAUGUGAGGACCCUGUUCGCACCUUCCAGCUCUGCUCUUCUCCAGCGCGCGUUUAGAGAGCCGGAUAUCACGUUGCUUAACCCAAUCUGGGUGCAGACCAAGAAAUCCGGUAAGCAUUUUUACGCUAUCUUACAUAAGAUUGAUGUCGGAAUUGUGAUUGACCUGGAGCCUGCUAGUGGUGAGGACCCUGUACUAUCUCUAGCCGGGGCGGUUCAGUCACAGAAGCUCGCCGUGAUGGCCAUUUCACGCUUCCAAUCUCUUCCUGGUGGGGAUGUUCAGCUUCUUUGUGAUACAGUGGUUGAGUCAGUGAGGGAGAUGACCGGGUAUGACCGUGUUAUGGUUUAUAAGUUUCAUGAUGAUCAUCAUGGGGAGGUCGUCUCUGAGAGCAAGAGACAAGAUUUAGAGCCUUACCUUGGUGUCCACUACCCAGCCUCCGAUAUCCCCCAAGCCUCCAGAUUUCUGUUCAAACAAAACCGGGUAAGGAUGAUAGUCGACUGCCAUUCCCCUCCGGUCCGCAUCAUCCAAGACAAAUCUCUAUCUCAGCCAUUGAGUCUUGUUGGUUCAACCCUCCGAGCCCCACAUGGCUGCCACGCCCAGUACAUGGCCAAUAUGGGGUCCAUGGCGUCCUUAACACUCGCAAUUAUCAUAAACGGGAGCGAUGAGGAAGCUGUGGCAGGGAAUAAUUCGAUGAGGCUAUGGGGAUUGGUUGUGGGCCACCACACUACCCCUAAAUGCAUCCCCUUCCCGCUUCGUUACUCCUGUGAAUUCCUCAUGAAGGCAUUUGGACUCCAACUGAAAAUGGAACUUCAAUUGGCAUCACAGUUGGCUGAAAAACGUGUGUUAAAGACACAAACACUCUUGUGUGACAUGCUCCUUAGGGGCUCGGCCGUGGAAAUCGUCACAAAAAGUCCAAGUAUUAAGGACCUUGUCAAAUGUGAUGGCGCUGCACUAUAUUACCAUGGGAAUUACUACCCUUUAGGCAUAACGCCUACCAAAGACCAAAUAAAGGAUAUAUGCAAGUGGUUGUUGACUUCACAUGGUGACUCGACCGGUUUGAGCACUGAUAGCUUAGAUGAUGCUGGGUAUCCUAAUGCAGCCUCACUGGGGGAUGAGGUAUGUGGGAUGGCUGCUGCUUAUAUAACAUCAAGAGAUUUCUUGUUCUGGUUUCGGUCGCGAACUUUGAAACAGAUCAAAUGGGGUGGUGCUAGGCAUUAUCCACAAGAUAAAGACGAUGGACAAAGAAUGCACCCACGGUCUUCAUUCAAGGUGUUUCUUGAUGUGGUUAAGAGGCGUAGUUUGCCGUGGGACAAUGCAGAAAUGGAUGCAAUUCACUCUCUGCAGCUUAUCCUACGGGGUGAUUCUUUUAAGGAUAAUGUCUCCAGAAACAAUAAUUCUAAGGAGGCGGUGGUCGUGGAUGGACAGCAAGGAGGAAUAGAUGAGCUUAGCUAUGUGGCUAGAGAGAUGGUUAGAUUAAUAGAAACCGCAACAGCUCCAAUUUUCUCUGUGGAUGCUGAAGGGUUCAUAAAUGGUUGGAAUGCAAAGGUUGCCGAGUUGGUUGGGUUGACAGUUGAGGAAGCAUUGGGGAAGUCAUUAAUUCGUGAUAUUGUUCAUAUGGAAUCACAAGAAAGUGCUGAGAAACUUUUGUUUAAGGCAUUGAAAGGUUACUAUCUUUAGUUUUAUUUAUUUAUUAUUUAUUAAUUCAUAAGUAUAGUGCGGAUAGAUAUCUAGAUUAACUGAUUAACACAUCCUGGAUAGGACCAAACUUCGUGAUAACAGCGAUGCUAAAUGACCGGAAUCCAGCCAAGAAUUUUUGCUAGCAUGUCUUUCUUGCAUUGCCGACCCCAAAAGCUUUUGGGAAUAAAGCUUGAAUGUUGUUGUUGUGAUGAAGACAAGAACAUAGAGAUGAAGUUGAAAACAUUUCACACUGACCUAAACAUGGAGGCGGUUUUUCUUGAGGUCAAUGCUUGCUGUAGCAAGGACUACACAAACAAAAUAGUUGGUGUCUGUUUUGUUGGUCAAGAUGUGACCGGGCAGAAAAUACUAACCGACAAAUUUGUACGCAUACAAAGUGAUUAUAAAGCAAUCGUGCAUAGCCCCAAUCCUCUGAUCCCUCCCAUUUUCGCUUCAGAUGAAAACACAUGUUGCUCCGAAUGGAACACAGCCAUGGAAAAGCUUACGGGUUGGAGCAAAGGGGAGAUGGUGGGUAAAAUGUUGGUUGGUGAGCUUUUUGGAAGAGUAUGUAGACUCAAGGGUCCGGAUGCUAUGAUGAAGUUCAUGAUUGUGUUGCAUAAUGCCAUUGGUGGGAAAGACACAGAAAAGUCACCAUUUUCCUUUUAUGACAGAAAUGGAAGAUACGUCCGAACUCUCUUGACAGCAAAUAAGAGAGUGAGUAUGGAUGGACGGAUUAUCGGAGCGUUCUGUUUGUUGCAGAUCUCUUCUUCUUCUGAAGAGAAGGAAGAAGAUAUCAUACUCCAGAGGCAUAAUGAAGAAUGUAAUGACAGAUCAUUCUCUAAGAAAAAAGAGAUGGCGUAUAUCUGUCAAGAAAUUAAAAACCCGCUCAAUGGUAUACGCUUCACAAAUUCCUUACUGAAGUCUACAAAUUUGACCGAAUAUCAAAAGCAGUUCCUGGAGACUAGUGCUGCUUGCGAGAAGCAGCUGUUAAAGAUUGUUAGGGAUUAUAUUGUUGUUCCCGAAAACAUUGAAGAUGGGUAAAUUUCUGUUAUUGAUUUGCUAGCUAUUCACUGGAGCUAGAGAGAGAAGAGUUUUGUAUUGGGAGUGUUAUAGAUGCUGUUGUGAGCCAAGUAAUGCUGUUGAUGAGAGAAAGAGGUCUGAAACUCAUUCACGAAAUUCCUGAAAGCAUCAAGACAAUGGUAGUGUUUGGUGAUCAAUCUAGAAUUCAACAAGUUCUGGCUGAUGUUUUGCUUAACAUGGUUCAUCAUACACCACCUCCAAAAGGGUGGAUACAAAUCAAUGUGCAAACUAGUUUGAAGCAGAUAUCUGGUGGAAUUACUACGGUGCAUGUCGAAUUCAGGUAAAGGUCUUCCUGCAGAAUUGGUCCGAGAGAUGUUCCAUAGCAGUCAUUGUGCAACUUCGGAAGGUUUAGGAUUGAGUAUAUGCAGGAAAAUACUGAAGCUAAUGAAUGGAGAAAUCCAAUAUGUAACAAGAUCAGAGAAGUGUUAUUUCAUCAUCACCAUUGAGCUGCCUACAUCCAAAGAAGGCGCAAGGACAAUUUUUUAGGUCAGCACUAAUAUUUCCCUAAGCUAUCUGUGAUGAUCUCUGGCUUCAGUUUGCAUGAUGUCGUGAAAGUCCCAAACUGAAAUUGAUCCGAGUAUAAUAACCUCUACUGAAUGGUGGAAUGACUAUUUGUAACUGUAGAUUAAAUUUUCUCAGCACUUUAGUUUUUUAUUUAUUUCUUUUUUUGAUGUUAUACUGAACUUGUACAGUGUAUCCUUUCAUCUGCAAUUUGUGAAAGCAGAUGCAUAGAUAACAUGUGCAUAAUUUGUUUCCACCUAGAAUCCAAUUCUUUCUCUCGGGCUUUAGACAGUCUACGCUUUGGCCAAAACAAAGCAUGUAUGAUACGGAGUACUUUCUUAAGGUGAAACACGC
This is a messenger RNA of Cuscuta epithymum, 4269 nucleotides long. Lineage: Eukaryota; Viridiplantae; Streptophyta; Magnoliopsida; Solanales; Convolvulaceae. The record is from the annotation of a GenBank genome assembly.